This is a messenger RNA of Linepithema humile (Argentine ant), 1275 nucleotides long. Lineage: Eukaryota; Metazoa; Arthropoda; Insecta; Hymenoptera; Formicidae. The record is from RefSeq and is a predicted model, not a curated record.
UAACACGGGUACUUAUCGUACAGUCCUCGUACAUACAACCUUCCGCAUUACCACGCCUUCGACAGAUGCUCAUCGAAAGCUUCAGCAAUUAUUGGAACAAUUUUUUUUACAAUAAUGAUCCGACCGAAUGACCGGAGAUCUUGAAGAAGCGAAUAGGAAUGUUGCAGUGCGUAAAGAUCUCGAUGAUAGUGCUGGUCUGCAUUUUGAAGGAACUGGCCAGACAAUGGCCGAAAAUCGGAAGGGCUAAAAAUUCUAGAGCUUCUAUCGAUUGUUCAACGUGAGUCGAGCAAGAGAAAUUUCAAUCUUCGCUUGGUACUUGAAUCCAUCAUGAAGUCUUUCAAUCCGAUUGCCAUUAUUUAUUUUUGCAUUGCUCUGUCUUGGUACAUUGUGGUCACGUCAGUUUUGAAAAUGCCUCUUCUGCUUGUUCGAGAAUUACGAGCUUUGAAAUCGCGGCACAAGCAUUACUAUUCGGACACCUUGACGUACAUGCUCUCGUGUUACGUUCCUUGCAUUCAAGCAUUUCGAGAGGUCGUAUCUAUCAGUUGGAUAGCCGUGCCUGCGCCGAAGAUUAUAGUCGAAGAAUUAUUUUUGAAGCAUCCACAGUCGAAUCAACUGCAGACUAUUUCAUCGUGCGGUAGAAAAGUCGUGGCUUGGUCGGAGGAAGUCGACAUCGAGCUCGUUCGGCAAAUUGCUAACAUAACCGGUGCAACUGAAACGGAAAUUCUUUUGACGUCCACCGUGGACACUCUGAAGGAAUUUAAGCAUUCGGGUUUCAGUAUACCAGAUGAUGUGUUUGCAACUGUGAAAUUUGUGAGUCAACGAGCGGUGUUCCUGCGAAAUCACGAAGCCAGGGGUAUCCUCUGUCUCGCCUUACCUAUCGUAGAGACGCCGUUCUUUCACGAUGAUUUCAUUGAAAUGCUGCAGGUGAUUCAACGAAACGUCCAGGAAGUCAGGUCUAGACAGAGUGCGAUUUACGGUAUCACAGCAGAAACGUCCCGCGGAUUGAUUUCAUCCUGCUUGCCAUCAAUCGUUCUGAAAUUACUUUUAAAUCAAUUAUCACGAAGAUAUUCCUUGUGCUUAACUCACGUCGACGGGGAUUUACCAAUAGAAGGCGUAGAUGGAGCGAUUUAUUGGCGACCACCGCAAGGAAACUGCAACAUGUCUAUAACUCUGCACAAGCAUGGAAACAAAAGACAAUAAUCCAACCGCCAGCCAUAAGGAAAGAAAGAUCCCAAGUGCCCGUUACGUCAAAAAGCCAUCCAGCUAAUGGAGGAC